Molecule: messenger RNA, 687 nt
Organism: Centropristis striata (black sea bass)
Lineage: Eukaryota; Metazoa; Chordata; Actinopteri; Perciformes; Serranidae
Product: myoD family inhibitor domain-containing protein-like
Exons: 3
Coding region: 1-522 (173 amino acids)
Source: RefSeq, a predicted model, not a curated record
AUGUUACCAGGAGAUCAUUUACCUGUGGACGGGACAGAGGAAGAGAGCAGCCCGACUGAAGCCCAGCCUCUGCCUGUUGCGGCCCCGCCAGCAGGAGCCUCACAGAAGACUCAGUGUGGCCUCCAGAAGCCCACCUGCCCACGAUGUGGCCUCACAGUUUUGGACCAGAGGGUCCCCCCUCUCUCCCCGGGGCUGAGCCGGCUGCAGAACUCCAGCCUGUCGCUAAAUCUGUCUAAUUCCUCACCGACAGACUCCAGUUUACACCUGCUGCUGGCGUGUUUGGACUGUGAGGUCUCUGUGCUGCUCCUGGGUCUGUUGGAGGCCUGCUCCUCCUGCCUCCACACCCUCUGCUCCUCCUGCUGCCACGCCUGCGCCCGCUGCUGCUCGGCCAUCCAGGAGGCGCCGCUGGAGGAGCUCAACUGCCACGCUCACUGCCACUCGGUGCUGUUUGAGUCUUGCUGCGAGCCGACCGAGUGUCUAGAGUUUUGUCUGGAGUGUUGCGAGAUCUGCCAUCGUAGCUGAGGACUAAAAUACAAGACGUGACGAGACUGAAACAACAGACAUUAAAGUCGUGGCGGGAUUCAUUAGUGACAUUUCUUGCAACUGAACAUCAUCUUAUUGACCUUGUUGUGACAUUCCAACAUCUGCCAAACUCAGCAAUUCUUUGUGAUCAUCAAUUUAUCUUCU